Messenger RNA from Protomyces lactucae-debilis, 618 nucleotides. RefSeq lists its product as uncharacterized. Bases 1 to 618 code for a protein of 205 amino acids. Lineage: Eukaryota; Fungi; Ascomycota; Taphrinomycetes; Taphrinales; Protomycetaceae. The record is from RefSeq and is a predicted model, not a curated record. The transcript has a single exon.
AUGGUAGAGCAUCACGCAGGCAACAGCGCAUCCAUCUUCCUAACCUUUGACAGCGAGUCUCAAUCUUCGCUUUUACCAUCGAGGGUCGGCGCAUCGCUCUCAGCAUCCUCGUACUAUUUGUGGCCCAUCGGAUACAAGAGUACUUCAAGCGAUUCACCUAGCUAUACGCGCAGCUGGUCCUUCACCCAGCAAGAACUUCUCGACAAGAUGCCAAUUGGACGGACGCUACUCUAUGGGUUCGUUGGCUUUGUCGCGCUCGGCACCGCCUUCUCCAUGUGGAGCGACCCGCUCGAGCCAGAGAUUGCAGCAGCUUCCAAUAAUCCAAGCGAAUGGUCCGUUGCCAAGCUCAAGCGCUACUUGCAAGAAAAUCAUGUGCCGCUGCCGGGUCUUGAUCAGGCAAGUUCGAACUUGUCGGCGGAGCAGCAGGCAGAGCAACGUGCGCUUGUACUAGAUGAUUUAUCGCAUAGGCAGCUCAUAAAGCUGGUCAAGCAGCAUAGACAAGCCACGCGCAGACCAGCACAAGAGACGGCUUCUGCCAGUGAGCAAAGUCCUUUAUUGGCAAGCGCGUCAGCUGAUGCUGCAAAUGAACGUCUUUUGAGCGCAAGCAAUUUGAAAUAG